Molecule: messenger RNA, 1951 nt
Organism: Magallana angulata
Lineage: Eukaryota; Metazoa; Mollusca; Bivalvia; Ostreida; Ostreidae
Product: RING finger protein 207-like
Exons: 1
Coding region: 23-1906 (627 amino acids)
Molecular function (GO): zinc ion binding
Source: RefSeq, a predicted model, not a curated record
CUUUCGUUUUAAGAACUUGAUUAUGGCCGACUCAUCUCCGUCGGAGAAAAACCUUGAGACAGACAUAACAACGACAUGUCCGAUCUGCUUCGAAUCUUUCAAGACGCCAAGGAUUCUGCCAUGCAUGCACACGUUUUGUCACAACUGUUUGUCGUCAUAUAUUCUAUCCACGUGCAAGACUAAGGACAGUCCGGUGGGAUUUCCCUGCCCACUCUGCAGACGUUUUGUCCCCGCUCCGUCUUUUUCAGUCGAGGUUGAAAAAUGGACGGAACUUAUUCCUGUCAACAAAAUAAUUCAUACUUUGAGUGAGAAAGGAGAUAAAUUGUGCGACGCCUGUACGCGAGCAGACGAGGAGAUAGAGGCCACUGAGUGGUGUGAAUCUUGCUCUGAAUUGCUCUGUGAUUCGUGUGUUAAAUAUCACAAAAGCGCAGUUUCUAAAAAUCAUAGUCUCAUUCCUAUUGUAACGUUCAAACAUGUGUCGGAACAAAACAAAAAAAUUGAAUCCCCGUAUGCCCUCUGUCAGGAACACAACGAUCGAGUAAAAUAUCUCUGUGUUGAUCACGAGGAGUUAUGCUGCACUAAGUGUGUGUGCACCAAGCACAGGAAAUGCACACAGAUUGAUGGAAUCGAAGAAGCUGCAGAAAACCUACGAAAGUCAGGGAAAUUUGCAACUUUAUCAAAGGAAAUAUCUAAAUAUGAAGAUACACUCGUGAAAACUAAGUCUGAGGGAGAGGACACCAUUAGAUACAUUGAUGAUACAUCAGACCAAAUAAGAAAAGAGUCAACAGAGUUCAGAGAUAAAAUAGUGAAUCAUGUUGAUGCUUUAUUAGAAGACCAUUUAUCAGAGCUGGCUCAAAAUAUCAAACAAAACAAGGACAGGGUUGCAAAAACUGUUGCUGCUGUAUCCGACCGCCAUCUUCUGAUGGCUCAGUACUUACAAACUCUAAGAAAUAUCGAUCAAACACCUCUGUCAAUUCUUGUUCAAGACUACCUUAAGAUAAGAAGACAGUUUGAACACGUUACAAGAUCGAGUCCGUCCAAAUUAAGAUUGAACUUGCACUCACAUUUUUCUGAAGACUUACCAAGAAUCCUGCAGGUCACAAAGUUUUCAGAUAUAAAGGCAGAGAUAGAGUAUAUUCCACUAAGGGGCAUUGAUUUUAGUUGUGCCUGCAUGAAAAUGAUUUGUGAUCUAACUGGCUCAAAAGGUGAUAUAACUGGUGGAUGCUUUUUACAAAAUGGGGACAUAGUUCUAGCUUCUAAUAGUUCUAAGGAAUUAUUACAUUACAGGAAUUAUGAGCUAGUACGAAAAGUUACCACUGGCAUGCAACCACGAGAUGUAGUUCAACAAACCCCUCUUUCCAUUCUAGUUUCGGAACAUCAGGGUUUAAAUGGAAAUGUUGGAAAAUUUGACUUCAAUGCAUUUAAAAAUGUGGAAGAGAUACUUCUUAGAGACAACAUUGUGUACAGUUUGGCGGUAUCUUCAGGAUUUGUGUAUGCUGCUUGUUUAUAUUCAAUAUUGAAACUUGAUUCAAAAGGAAACGUUGUUCAACAAUAUAAGGUUGAUGAAUGCACAUAUUCUGUGGCAAUAAAUCACAAGAAUGAAGUAAUCAGCUCUAGCUGUGACAAACACAAUGUCACAGUCAUGGAUAAUUCUGGAAAGAAAAUGUACUUGUAUACUCAUGAAAAACUAAAAUAUCCAUAUGGGCUGGAUGUUAAUUUUUCUGGGGAAAUAUUUGUAGCAGGCAAACACAGCAAUACUAUUCACGUGUCAACACCUACAGCUGAAUUACUGAAGAUUUACGAAAUUGAGUCACCAAGGUGCAUCAAAUUUAAAGAAAAUUCAAACAUAUGUUUUGUUGGGUCUAGGAAAACAAAAGUGUAUGAAUUUAGAGAAGAUCUGCAAUAGAAAAUCGUUCUGUUCAGCUCAUAGAAUGUUAAAAAUUCCAACAUG